This is a messenger RNA of Rotaria socialis, 594 nucleotides long. The record is from the annotation of a GenBank genome assembly. NCBI's taxonomy places the organism in Eukaryota, Metazoa, Rotifera, Eurotatoria, Philodinida, Philodinidae.
AUGGAUUUCUUUUGUGUUAAGUUAAAGAAGGCCAUAGUUGCACCAUCAAUACGAGCUCAAUCUACGUUGAUUCAUAGUAGCAUUGGAAAAUCAAUACAUUUACGUUGUUCAGCUUCAGCACCCUAUGAUACAUUGUUGUAUUGGCGUCGUAUAGAUAAUCAUAAUAUAUCGAAUCAAUCGCCUAGAUUUCGUCAACAACAAAACAUACAUGGUCAUCUUGUACAUACAACAUUAUAUAUAAAAGAUGUUGAAAAAACUGAUUUCGGUUUAUAUGCUUGUUAUGCUGAAUCGAAAGCCGGGCAUAGUAAAGCUGUCAUUGAAUUAAAAGAACAUCAUCGUUUGACAACGACGAUUCAUACAUCAGCUGUACCUGAAGUAUUAGACUCAAAACAGUACCGAAUAACAUUCACAACUACGACAACUACAACAACAACAACAACAACAGCAACAACAACAAUUCGUGCACAAUUACUUAAACGGAAUAAAAUUUCUGAUCAAACGUCAAAUAUUAUAAAAGCUAAUUCUGCCGCAUCAUCAACUUUAUUUAUCUCGUAUUAUCUUUUACUUUUAAUAAUGUUUUCUCUUUAUUUGUAA